Messenger RNA from Xyrauchen texanus (razorback sucker), 5343 nucleotides. RefSeq names its product homeobox protein aristaless-like 4. NCBI's taxonomy places the organism in Eukaryota, Metazoa, Chordata, Actinopteri, Cypriniformes, Catostomidae. The record is from RefSeq and is a predicted model, not a curated record. Gene Ontology annotation, molecular function: RNA polymerase II transcription regulatory region sequence-specific DNA binding; DNA-binding transcription activator activity, RNA polymerase II-specific. Gene Ontology annotation, biological process: regulation of transcription by RNA polymerase II. The coding region runs from base 145 to 1236 and encodes 363 amino acids. The transcript has 4 exons.
CUGUGGGUGUGUGAGAAGUCCAUGUGAGUGCAUGGCCGUAUCUGAAAGAGAGGAGACUCGUGAGGGUGGCGUUUAGAUUAAAAAAAAGGUUUGGGUAUUUUUGCGUCUGUGGUUUUUUUUUUCUCUCUCUCUCUCUCUCUCGUUAUGAACGCAGAUACGUGCGUCUCAUACUGCGAUAUGACAUCCAUGGAUUCAUAUUAUUCACCUUCACCGGGGUAUGGAAGAAUCCAGCAGGCCAAUCCUUACAGCACAUUCCAGCCGAGUGACUUGAAAUAUAGUCCCACUUUUUUGCCAGGCAAAGGUCAAGCUUUCGGGGAAAGGCCGAGGAGCCCUUACCAACAGGAGUGCCUGUCGCUGGACGAUAGCACGCCCGAGAGCGCUUAUAAGUACCACGUUUUUAUGCAGAGACCCACAUGCAAAACUCCCCCCGAAGAGGGCAAACUUCACCAGGACGGCGCACUCAUUUCUUGCUAUGGUAAAGAUGGCACUGGACUGACAGAUAUAGAAUUGCCUCAAUCUGCCGAUCCCACAGGUAUGGAUGGUAGUUACAUCAAUGUUAAAGACCCUGGGGUCAAAGGCCAACUAGAACAUCCUGUCUCUGAGCUUGGCAGUCCUCUGAACAAUAGUGAACCCGAGAGCAACAAAGGCAAGAAGAGAAGGAAUCGUACCACCUUCACCAGUUACCAGCUGGAGGAGCUAGAGAAGGUUUUCCAGAAGACACACUACCCAGAUGUCUAUGGCCGUGAGCAACUGGCUCUCAGAACGGAUCUCACAGAAGCAAGAGUGCAGGUGUGGUUUCAGAAUCGUCGGGCAAAAUGGAGAAAAAGAGAACGCUUUGGUCAGAUGCAGCAAGUUCGGACACACUUCUCAGCGGCUUACGAGUUGCCUCUUCUUACACGACCAGAAAAUUAUGCACAGAUUCAGAAUCCGUCAUGGCUAAGUGGCAGCAGUGCAGCCUCACCAGUGCCUGGUUGUGUUGUAUCCUGUGACACUGUAGCAUCCUGCAUGACCCCUCACCCUCACUCUGCAAGUGGCGUGUCUGAUUUCCUGGGUAUGCCCAGUCCAGGUGGGAACAUGGGACAAACACACUUGGGCAGCCUUUUUGGCAACCCUGAAGUGGGUGGAACCGUGAAUGGCUUUGACCUCAACGUUGAACCAGAUCGCAAAUCCUCCAGCAUCGCCAGCCUGCGCAUGAAGGCAAAGGAGCACAGUGCUGCAAUCUCAUGGGCCACAUGAUUCCCUCAUCUGGGACACAGACGACCAGACAACCUCAGCCCUGAGCUGUCAGCAUAAAUGAGGUGAAAGUUUAUGCCAUCUGGAGCCAAUAUGGACAAAAGAAAUGGAGGCUAAUACGAUACUAUGCUUGGAGAAGCCUUAAUUUGUAAUUUUGUUUGGAGGAAUUGGAUGGUGCUGUAGCACAGGGUGUUAAAUAUGAGGAAACUGAUGGGACAGUUACAAAAUGAAGAUUAUUUUAUUAAGAAAAUUACUUCUGUUGGACCAUCAAAAUAUCAGUAUGCUCUAUGUUGCCCUAUCUGUUACCAGACAUAAAUGGUUAAAGUUAACUUCAAAAGUUGUUGUGCAGUCACAUAAAUAAGUGCCAGUGCUCUAUACAUGAUUCCCAUAUUCAAAGUCUGAGCUCAAUCAGGCUGCUCCACUUAGACAAUAUAACUAAAUAAAACAUUUUAUUUGCAUGUAGCUACAUGAAAGCGUACUUAACACAAAUUUUCACAUUUCACAAAUUUUAUCAGAUUUUUGAAUGAAAUGCCUGAGCAGGGCACAUUGCUUUAGUGCAUGGUUUAAGUGAGUCUCGAGAAUACAUCAUUCUACAUGCAUCAGUUCUUUUGCACUUGACUUUAAACAGCCCGUAAGUUGGCAUGUUGCUUUCGAAUGUUCCAGUACCCUGACAUUCGUUCUUAUCCUGCAUUGAAGCUAGGAAGUAAUUGCGUUUGCAUAAUUAUUGACAUGCACGAUUCUGAGGUUCCAUUUUCCAUCUAACAAUACAUUUUUACCCCGCUGACAGUUAGGCUUAGGGUUAGUGUUUGAGGGUACAGUUAACGAAAAAUCUAUUACUCUUAACUGUAUUAUAUAAUUUACAGCUAAGUACAACUCUCUUUUGGUUCACCUCUGUGGGCAUGUCACCAAGAAAAUGGAGCUCAAAUGGACCUUGUUUUUUUUAAAACACUUCCCGCUUUGGCCACUGGGGGCAUUGCUUCAUAUUUUACUAAGCAAGUUCAAGUUUAGCUCAAGAAAAGUCAACCUACUGUUUCCAAAUUCACUGAUCAUGUAUCGUGGCAGUUCCAAGGUAACAAAUGUCCUCUGAGUGGUGCAAAAAGCUAGUUACAGAACAGAAUACGUUUUUAAAGGUUAAUGCUCUGUUGAAUUUUAAACCUACAGAACCUACCUCUCUACCCUAAACCUAACCGAUAGUGGCUGAAUAAGCAAAUAAGAGAUGAAAAAUACAAUUGCUGAAGCAACCAUGUCAUUUUACGGUGCUUCUAUGACACUUUAGUCUCGCGUGUCAACUUGCGUGCUCUUCAGGACUUGUACCCUAGUUCUAAUGCAAUGUUAUAUCAUUAAAGCUACUGUGCAAUAUAAUUGCCACUGAACAAGCUUGUAAAUGUUAAUAGUUAUGUAAUGUAAAUGUUAAAAUGCCUUACAAGUCAUACACUAUAGUAAAAGUGUUUUGACAUCGUAAGAUAGCAUUGUGUGGGAAACAGGGCAAAAAGUAUGUGUUUAUGAAGUGAUCAACUGCCCUUCUACUCAUGUUUUGUGUGAAAGACAAAAAAAUGCCUUUGUUGUAGAGCCUCUAGUGUUUUAGUAUUUCACCCAUUAUCUGUUGCAAUUCACACAAAAUGUCACAUCAAAUUUGUUUUCACAAAAAUGUAGACUUGGUAUAAUAACAUGUUUCUGUGAGACCAAGGUGGCAAGCUUUUGUCCUCACCAGGCUAAACUAGCUUAACCAGCAAGUCUCCCUUGGUCAGUCAGCUUCAUCGGAAGACCAUGAUGGUCUACCAAGGCAACACCAAGACUUACCAGCAGAAGCCAACUUGGACUAGCAUGAAUUACCAUCUAAGCCAUCUAAGCUUCCAUCAAAAUUCCAUCUCCAUACAUCACUCCCUGUUUGGGACUUUUGCAAGGAUCAGCAUGGAACAAGUUAUAUCAAAAUCACACACUCAAUAGAGACAACACUCAUCCAUUCUUCAUAAGCCAAUCAAGCACUAGGAUUGCUCAAAACCUUUUAAAACAGACCUUUUUCAUGUGAUAUCUACUGUAGCAAUUUGGUCUUUUUUUCUUCAUCCUUUUUGUCCUCAAGUUCCAGAAAUACUCCCUUUAAUCACAGCCACAUUCUCUAAACCAGAGGUAAUAGGACAUUGUUUCCAGAUAAAUGUUGGAAUGCUGUGUUUGUUUUGUGUUAGCAGGACAUAGCCCUAUCACUUGAGCUCGAACAUAAGCGUAACUUCGUUAUUUUUUUGGCUCAAUCCAGCAUGCUCUUGCUCCAUAGGGCCUUUGCAGCAGCACUAGACCUAGUGUUUAGUGUCAGUCAUGGGCUGUGCAGAGUGGGUCAUCACACAAAGGCUCUGCUUCCUGUCAACACUGGCCUCUGGACUAUUCUGAAGAGAGCCUCUAGGCAUUAUAGUUCACUAGACUAGCCAAUAAUGUGCAGCAAGAGGAAACUUGGUUUGUUUCUUUUGUGCUUCUUAUCAGAUUAAAGAUAUGUACGUUGCAGUUGUUUUAAAUUUACAACUAAACCAAUCUUUCUGUCCCAUAUUAUGAGACCAUUUAAACAUCCAAAUGAAAACUAUACAUGUCAAUUAUUGUAUCUCUUCUUUAAAUCAAUUAAAACAAAACACACUUUACAGAGUUUCUAACAGAUGAAUCAUCAUUCCACCUCUUUUAAUGUUAAAUGCUAGAGGUCUAGUUUGUGUAUUUUUUUCUACAGCAUGGCACCAUUGUUCUUUUCCUCAGUUUAAAUACUACUGAGAUGUGCCGAUAAAAUGAAUAUUGUCAUCAGUUCUUUGUGUUUUUACAGCAUGCACUUUGGAUAAUCUGGUGACUUGCUUGUUAUGUGUGUUUUAAUGAAUUAUAUAAUUUCCUGGUUUGCUUAUUAUUCCUGAUAAAAAACAAAAGUUUGUUCUGUAAAAUUAUUUUAAAAUUUGCCCCUGAAAAUAUUGUAUGUAUAGUUUGUAUUGCAUGUAUCUUAUGUAAUGCAGGCAUUAAAGACUAGAUGGUGUUUUUAAUAAAUUAUAGUAAAAUGGUUAUGGAAACACUCAAAACUAAACACAUUAAAAAAAAUGUCUACUUUAUUUCCUUUACUUGAGAAGACAGUAGUUUGUUUUAACAAAUAAAAUUGCUUAAGAAGUAUUGUCAGCAAGUAAAAUCAUUCACCUCUGAGCUGUCUGAACUUCUGAUUGUUUGGACAUAUUAUUGGUCUAAAAAUAUGAAAAUAGUAAUAAAUCAUUGGAUUACAUACAUUUUAAAUAUACAAAUUUUUUCAUAGCACAGAAUCCCAUUAGUAAACCUAGCCAGUGAAAUAUUGUGGAAAAUCAAGCAAUGAUUUAUAUGUAAAUGGCCACUUAGCCACAACAACAACUGUUCAAACCGAUGCCCAAUUGGACUAACAUUAUUCUAGACCGGCGGUUCUCAACCUUUUUUGGGUGAACACCUCUGAUAUAUAUACAGUAUAAAACUGGAUCGCUGAUGCAAUGUUAAACUGCUAGAAGGAUGUGAAGCCACCGGAAGUGUUUGAGCGGCCAUGUUGGUAUGCCCAAACUGCCAUAGCAUCAAUGACUAAUGAAGCACGAAAAAACCUUCUGAUAGGACAGUUGCAUUUCACCCUCUAGUGACAAUCAUGUUUAAUGUUCAAUUAGCUUGUUAUGAAUAUUCGUUGGAGAAGAUAUACACGGAUCGCGAUGUCAGCGCAUUUAUCUGCCCAGGUGUUCAGCCUAUCAGUACAGCACAACGAUCACCAAAGAAAGCAUCAAAACUGUCCACAAGUUGUAAUGUAAGAAUGAAAAUCUGUAAUAUUAGCUUGUUUUGAGGUAAUAAUAUAUCCAUUUGCCUCAGAUGGUCUUUAAAAUGUCAAACCGGGAUUUUAAAUUCACCUAAAAUGCCUGGGAUUUGCCUGUUUUCAUAUUGAAGCGCUCGCUGUUGUCAUACAUGGAUACAUGUCAUAAAUUAUGUGUUCAUUUGCCAUUUAAACCUAGCAUAUCAGUUUAAUUUUAAAACUUUGCUUUGCAUGUCUCCCUCUCUGUGUGUGUGUGUGAUAGAGGGAGAGAGAGCAUGUGAUCUUAUUCAAGUGACUGUGAGAACAAUGCACGUUUUGAUGAAAACAUAAAACUCUGA